Daphnia pulex (common water flea) is the source of this 1740-nucleotide messenger RNA. RefSeq lists its product as uncharacterized. The transcript is spliced from 2 exons. Lineage: Eukaryota; Metazoa; Arthropoda; Branchiopoda; Diplostraca; Daphniidae. The coding region runs from base 199 to 690 and encodes 163 amino acids. The record is from RefSeq and is a predicted model, not a curated record.
GGGGGGUUUCAACUUGAAAAAUGAGAAUAGGGUGGGGGGGCCGUAACUUCCUCUCUUCUUCUUUUUUCCAUUCUCCAAACAUACCCCAAGUGACUUCCAUCCGAUCCAGUCGUGUUCAGUUUGAACUGCUCCAGUUCUCUAUUCUCCUCGAGUCGUCCAUAAAAAGCGCGGGACCUGUACACAUCAAAAACAAUCAUCAUGGAACAGAGUAAUGACUACGUGGACGAUCCGCUUGUCGCCUACAAGGCUGGCUUAGCAGCAGCUCUGAGUUGUUUACUCACGGCCGAAGAGGGGGAGGAAAACAGAAUCAGAGGAAGCGAUUCCGGUGCUGCCGCUGCUCCUGGUGUUGUCGAGUUGUUGGCUUCCACCCUGCGGCUGCAUCUGCGCAAACAGCAGGCUUCCAACGAGUACUACUACAUCCAGAAGCAAAUAACAUCUGCCCGGCUCGUGACCGUUAACAGUCGCGAUAAUGACGACCUGCAAACUACUUUGACUACUACCAACACAGCAGCAGCAGCAGCAAUUCAGACUGUGACUGAUGAUGAUGAGGACUCGAUCCGACGUCGCCAGUUGUUGAUGGAGUGCUUUCAGGGCGUCAAUCUUCACUAUUACUCGAGUUCCGUCCAUCAGACCAUCGCUCCGCCAUCGUCGCCCGAACCCAACACCAAUCAAGUCGGACCUAGUCUCUGAUUUGAAUUUCCCGCUUUUUUUUAAUUUGACUUUUUUUUUUAAAAUAACGUGUGCAAUUGAAAUGUUUGAUUUUUUUAUCAUGACGUGUCCAUCGAGUGUGUCCUAGUCGUCACCGCGCCAUCUUUGCCAUUUUCGAAAGAAAUAUCGAUCGACAAAGUCUCAUAUCAAUGACAAGCUAUCGCUUUCAGUAUUAUUAUUAAUUACGUAAUAUCAAAUGAAAUUGCCAAUUUUUUUUUAAACAAACAAUGUGGAAGGAGAAAAUAAACACGAAUGUUUUUAUUGUAUUGCCAGCUGGGAAAAAAAGAUUAGACACGUAAAUAUGAUUUUUAUUUUUUUCAAAAAUGACUAGAAAAGGCUGUUCGUUCACGUAUUUUGUCAGAGAUAAAAAGGGAAAAAAGUGCGUGAAAGAGGUUGAUAAAAAUCACGUUUCAUCUUCGAUUUGAAAAAAGCAAAAUUGCACUGGUCGUUGUGUGAGAUGAUGAUAAUAAUAAUAAUAAAGAAAUUGCCAUGGAUCGAAACUGGACGAAUGCCAGUCUGAAAGUCUAAACCCCUUCCGCGUCAUAGUAUAAAGAAAAGUUGCUCGGCGUGAUAUUGGGUUGUUCAAGGAAUCGCGUGAUUGGAUGACGGUCCGGGAUUGCUGCUGGAUGCGACGUGAACCCGACGGCUGUCCAGGUGUUGCUGCAGUUGUCGGAUAACUGGAUGGUCGGCUCCGAGUUUCUCGACUUCCAUCAGGUAGCGGAUAGCUUCAUUGCUGCAAUACUCGUAGCCGGCCAAAGUGGCAUCACCCACAUGAGCAAUUUCAUCAUCGUCGUCGUCGGACGAAUCCUCGUCUCCUCCGUCGGAAUCGUCGUCCGAAUGGCUGGGCGGUGGCUCGUGACUGCUGCAAUCGGAUUCCGGCGGCGACGGAGGACGAUGAAUCCGGCUAGUCGUCUCCUCGGAAACGAACGGACGCACAACAGCCACGGCUAAUGCCGGCCCCUGCUGGCCAUCUGGACCCGCCUGAUGAUGAGCUGUUCGGUGUAGUAGAGGGUUCAAGUCCAGUUCAUGGGC